CUGUGCCGCAGCAAGGCGGGUUUCUAUUGGCUAAAACAUGUGUCAGUUCUGCGUUGAAGCUGUGUCUGUCGCUUCCUGUGUGAAGCCAGCUGAGAGGUGAACGAUACAAGGCAGAUAGCUGCAGAGGAUGCUCCAAGGGUUUUUUACACAUUUGUGAACACGAUCUUCCAAAUGGAAGAGACAAAAGAAAGCUUAGCAUUUAAAGGUGUUGCUGAGAGACUGACGCUUGGCAUUACUCGAAUACUCGAGAACAUGCCUGGUGUGGUCGAUGUGCGUUUUGUAGAGAGGGAGCCUGCAGAGAAGAGGAGCUUGCUGUCAUGGGAACAGAAAAACACUUGUAUUUUGCCUGAGGACCUGCGAGAUUUCUAUCUCACAACUGAUGGCUUUACACUAACCUGGAGCGUUAAACUAGACAAUGAGUGUGUCCCCCUAGGAUGCAUGAUGAUUAACGGUGUGGCCAGCCUGUGCCCACUCCUCCAACCAGUAUCACUAUUCUCUCUGCCCAAUGCUCCCUCACUGGCUGACCUGGACUGGGAGGAGGACAACACAGAAAGUGGGACAGGGCAUGCUCCCGCCGCACCCCACUUUGAUUCCCGGAGCCGCAUCUUCGAGCUGCAUUCCUGUGGUGUGAAUGGCAAAGUGUGUCUCGUCUACAAAAACUGCACUGCAGGUGUGGUAGCCCAGCAGAGCGAAAUCUGGUUCCUUGAUCGCUCGCUGUGUUGGCAUUUACUGACGGCCACCUUCACCUCCUACUACCGACUGAUGAUCACCCACCUGGGUCUGCCUGAAUGGCAGUAUGCCUUCACCCCAUACGGCCCGAGCCCCCAGGCCAAGCAGUGGGCAUCGCUGUACCAGCCGCUGACUUUCAGCAGCGAGCUCAGCUUUGCUGAUUCUGCAGGAGAUUUCCAUCUCAACAAGCUGGAUCCUACAAAGGCCUUCAAAGGCAAAGCCAAGGUACCCAUCCUAAAGAAGAAGCAGUCGACACUGUGCAGCCUAGGGAAGCACUGCAAAGAGCCAAGGCAGUGCGGGAAGACACCACAGUGGGGGGAAACGGUGAAAAUGUUCCUAUCCAAGGAAAACAUUUCAACCAACAAUGGCCUAGACGAGCAGCCUGCAAUUCCGUCAUUGGCUGGAUUGGUGCGUUAACAGCUCUACGCUCCAUGAGAGUUUGAAAACUCUGCUCAUGUAUCUAUUUAGACAUGACAGAGGGGCACCAGCUGGUGGAGGUAAAGUGGUAUGUGAAAAGUAGUUUUCUUUGCAUCACCAAUAGAUUCAUUCUUCACAGCCUCAUUUGACACUGGGUUCACUAGUGACACCUAGUGGUAACAAUAAUCAAAAGCAGCCAAUUCAUAAAAUAUGAUUAUGUGCUUCUGACACAUGACAAAUCAUCCUGACAUGUUAGUAACAAAUUGUAUCUCUGCUGCAAACAAUAAAGACUCACUAAUACUUAAUAAGUACACUGUAUCAGUUUAUAUCUGAUCUAAAACCGUCUGAUAAAAUUACCUGUAACAUUUUUUUUAACAUCUGUUGGCUUGGUUUCUCGUUGUAAAUAUUUACAUUUUGAAUGUAUCAUACAACAAUUAUAU
Messenger RNA from Cottoperca gobio, 1586 nucleotides. It is a transcript of the gene tpgs2, whose product is annotated as tubulin polyglutamylase complex subunit 2. Gene Ontology annotation, biological process: protein polyglutamylation. The transcript has 7 exons. NCBI's taxonomy places the organism in Eukaryota, Metazoa, Chordata, Actinopteri, Perciformes, Bovichtidae. The record is from RefSeq and is a predicted model, not a curated record. Bases 172 to 1146 code for a protein of 324 amino acids.